AUGGCGAUAAAUAGUGCGACAAAGGCGGGGUCAGCCUGCAGCCCAGCACCAGGGCUCGAUAUCUUCACAACCCCAGAGAAUACGAUAUUCUAUUCAGCGAGCCUGUAUCGGACUCUUGACAAAAGUAAGCAGGAGAUUCGACUUAUCGAACUUUCUACACAAACUGGCGGCGACAGUAUGAUUGAGUGCAAGCUACUGCCUGCGUCGUUGUUAACCGACGCUCGAAAACAGUAUCUUGCUUUAUCAUAUUGUGCAGGAGACCCGACAGACACGAAGGAAAUCUUGGUGAACGGAGUAACAUGCAACAUCUUUGCAAACUUACAUCAGGCUCUGGUGCUCGCUCGCCGAUAUUGGAUGAGAUCUUCUGAGCAAGGACCACUUCGGCUCUGGAUCGACCAGUUGUGCAUCAAUCAGCACGAUUUUAGAGAGAGGUCACACCAAGUCGGCUUCAUGAGGGACAUAUAUGAGGGCGCGGAACGAACCCUGGCUUGCUUAUCAACAACAGAGACUGAUGGGAGAGGACUUGAAUGGUUCAUCGACCUGUGCGAGGCAGUCCCUUCUAGAGAAGACGAUUUUCAAUUCCCAUACGAGUUAGAAGGAGAAUCAGACGCCGAAGACACUUCCAGGAGAAGUGAGAAAAUACGCAACACCUUCGCAUCCGAACCUUUUUGGAACAUAUCCGAUAGAUAUCGGUUGCCUCGCGUGCGCAACUAUCUCUGGAAGAACAUGCAUUGUGAGAAGUUUGUAAACGGGUGGAUUGAGUUCUACGAUGUUCUCAGCAGCCCUUGGUGGAGCCGAGCCUGGAUCUGCCAGGAAUUCCUAGUAUCUGAGCAGAUCAUCUUCAUGUAUGGACACCAUUUCGUCUCAUGGGGAGAGUACUGGAAGAUCAUGCACGGCUUCUGCGAAAUACACAUGUCGUCUUUGGCGAGCCGGAAUCCCUCCCUUGGUCUCAACGGCCUUCCGAAAGAUAGUCCCGAGGAUCGCCAACUUCGCCGCAUCCUCGACAUCGUUCAGGAGAGAGGCCUCAACCAUCAAGUUGAUCAUGUGCGGAACGCCUUGAGGAUGAAGAUCUGCUGGAGUGGCAGAAUGGACAUCAAGACUCUGUUAUCGCACUCUCGAUACUGCAAAUCUUCCGACGAUCGUGAUCGAGUAUAUGCUAUGCUCGGCUUAGCUUCGCCAGAAUACAACAUCUUUCCCGACUACUCAAAUGACACGAGUGCAAGCGAGGUCAUGAUAAGGACUACCAGAGCAAUAAUCGAGAAGGAAGGCAGUCUAGAUAUCCUAGUUCAAGCUACCAGAUUGGUUCGACGUAGGAACCUUGACGUGCCUUCAUGGGUGGCCGAUUGGAGCAGUACCGAAGCCUCAGAUAUUGAUUACGGGGAUAUGCAAGUUUACAGCCGGAGCAUCAUGCCACAAGAAUCUCCGCAAUAUGUCUUCGAAACCAUCACAAAUCCAAACGACCAGACGCGAGCGCACAUCCUCAGGGUUUAUGGAACUUUCAUCACAAAAAUACAGCGGGUUACAACAGCAUGGCCGAAGGCGGGAUUUACUAGCGCCCAAGGUUGGCACGGCUGGGCUCUUAUAUCUGUCACAGCUGGAGACCAAGUGUGGUUUCUGUACGGGUCAAGAGUUCUGAUGGUUCUGAGGCCAUUUCUUGAUGGGUACCAGGUCAUCAGCUCUGCCUAUCUGAUGGGGAGAUCGCCAAUGUCCAGUGAAGAGCGUAGGGCUAAAAGGAGCCGCAUAAUAUUAUACUAG
This is a messenger RNA of Fusarium mangiferae, 1755 nucleotides long. RefSeq lists its product as uncharacterized. The record is from RefSeq and is a predicted model, not a curated record. NCBI's taxonomy places the organism in Eukaryota, Fungi, Ascomycota, Sordariomycetes, Hypocreales, Nectriaceae. The transcript has a single exon. The coding region runs from base 1 to 1755 and encodes 584 amino acids.